This is a messenger RNA of Nerophis lumbriciformis (worm pipefish), 4139 nucleotides long. Its product is annotated as voltage-gated inwardly rectifying potassium channel KCNH2-like. NCBI's taxonomy places the organism in Eukaryota, Metazoa, Chordata, Actinopteri, Syngnathiformes, Syngnathidae. The record is from RefSeq and is a predicted model, not a curated record. Gene Ontology annotation, molecular function: inward rectifier potassium channel activity. Gene Ontology annotation, cellular component: plasma membrane. Gene Ontology annotation, biological process: regulation of ventricular cardiac muscle cell membrane repolarization; potassium ion transmembrane transport; membrane repolarization during cardiac muscle cell action potential.
UAUUUAGUUUUUAUAUGGCUUUAAUUACCUUCGGCUGCUGGGCUGAAGUCGACCAAUGGCGUGCAGGGAGCGUGAAAGUGGGGCGUGUCCACGCCGAGGCGAGGGUUGGUGGGGUCGGGAGCAGCAGUCGCAAAUCCCCCGACCUUCAUGAACGCAUCGUUUGCAAACAAUUGACUGGAAAUAUGACAGUAAAAUAUUGAAUUGAAAAUAUUGAUUUUAAAGUCCAGAUUGCAGCUGCCGGAGAGAAGAAGUCGGCGCCAUGCCGGUACGGCGAGGUCACGUGGCGACUCAGAACACCUUCCUGGACACCAUCAUCCGCAAGUUCGAGGGUCAGAACCGUAAGUUCAUCAUCGCCAACGCCCAGGUGGAGAACUGUGCCAUCAUCUUCUGCAACGACGCCUUCUGCGGGCUCUGCGGUUACACCCGGGCAGAGGUGAUGCAGAAGCCGUGCACCUGUAGCUUCCUGUACGGACCCCUCACCAACAGACCGGCAGUGGCGCAGAUGACCAAAGCUCUCCUGGGAGCUGAGGAGAGGAAGGUGGAGAUUGUUCUCUACACCAAGGAAGGUGUGUGUCUGCCCUGCCUGAUAGACGUGGUCCCUGUCAAGAACGAAGACGGUCUGGUCAUCAUGUUCAUCCUCAACUUUGACCUGGCAACUGACCCUCGAUCCAUGGACUCAUCUCCAACCAGAGAACUGAACAGAGUCCUGAGGAUCCCCCGGCUGACCCUGGCUUGCCGGCAGCGCUUUCGUCUCCUCCUCCAGUCCUUCAGUCCAGGACUGGGUGGAACGUCACAAGACACAGAGCUGGGUGGCCCACAUGCUAGUCUUCCUCCCCUGGGACACGAGUCGGUGGCCUUGGAAAAACUGUUGUCCUUCCCCGAGAGACAGCAGCUGGACGAGGAAGGAGGACUACUGCUGUGGGGCAAAGAAGACCUGGAAGUCUCGGUACCUGCCGGACGAAAAACUGAGGGCGACCAAGAGAGAAGAGAGCCAUUCGAAACAGGGACACCUCCACCUGGUCCACGUGAUCCACGUGACCCACGUGACCCAGGUGGUCCACCUGACCAACGUGACCCACAUGACCCAGGUGGUCCACCUGACCCAUGGGAUCCACUUGACCCACGUGAACCACAUGAUCCAGCCCCAGCACCACCAACUCUGACUGACCUGACCCGGACCUCCUCUCGUGCUAGUACCAGAUGCGUGAAGUUAAAACUUUCCUCCUCGGUGGACGACGUGAAGAGUGGACAUACUUCCUGGGACAGGAAGCUGCAGAGUCGUCACACCUGCACAGCGGGGUCAGCCACCAGCAGGAAGAGCAGCGCACCAGCUGGGACUCUGGACUCCUAUGAGGACGUGUGGAGGUCCAGCAACCAGGUACAGAACACACAACAACCAGGUACAGAACACACAGCAACCAGGUACAGAACACACAGCAGCCAGAAGGUGAGCCACAGUUUACUGGACACCAAGACGGACGCUUUUGUGACGCUUCCUCCGGGGGAAAUCAGACCUCCGGGCAAACUGAUGGGCAGAACCCACCACGUCACCGAGAAAGUAACCCAGGUUCUAUCGCUGGGUGCUGACGUGUUACCAGAGUACAAGUUGCAGACCCCCAGGAUCCAGAAGUGGACCAUCCUGCACUACAGUCCUUUCAAAGCCGUGUGGGACUGGGUCAUCCUGCUGCUGGUCAUCUACACCGCCAUCUUCACGCCUUACUCCGCCACCUUCCUCCUCAGCGACCAGGAGGAGGCGGCCAUGCGAGCUUGCGGUUAUUCCUGUUCCCCGCUCAACGUGGUGGAUCUCAUCGUGGACAUCAUGUUCAUCGUCGACAUCGGCAUCAACUUUCGCACCACGUACGUGAACUCCAAUGAUGAGGUGGUCAGCCAGUCCUCGCGUAUAGCAGUGCAUUACUUCAAGGGCUGGUUCCUCAUCGACAUGGUGGCUGCUAUUCCCUUUGACCUCCUCAUCUACCGCUCAGGAGAGGAGGUGGUUAGGGGAGGUGGAGAGGGAGAGACAACCACCCUGAUUGGCCUUUUGAAGACAGCUCGGUUACUACGAUUGGUCCGCGUAGCCCGGAAGUUGGAUCGUUACUCAGAGUACGGCGCGGCUGUACUCUUCCUCCUCAUGUGCACCUUUGCACUCAUCGCUCACUGGCUUGCCUGCAUCUGGUAUGCCAUAGGAAACGUAGAGCGGUUAACCUCGGCUGGGAUCGGUUGGUUGGACACUCUGGCGGACCAGCUGGGAAGGCCUUACAACAACUCCGUCAUGGGGUCAGGUCCCUCCAUACGAGAUAAAUAUGUCACAGCUCUUUAUUUUACUUUCAGUAGCCUGACCAGCGUGGGCUUUGGGAACGUGUCCCCAAACACCAACUCUGAGAAGAUCUUCUCGAUCUGCGUUAUGCUUAUUGGGGCUCUGAUGUAUGCUAGUAUAUUUGGCAACGUGUCGGCUAUCAUCCAGCGGCUAUACUCGGGUACCGCACGCUACCACACUCAGAUGAUGAGAGUCCGGGAGUUCAUUCGUUUCCAUCAGAUUCCCAACCCUUUGAGACAGCGGCUAGAAGAAUACUUCCAACAUGCGUGGUCCUACACUAACGGCAUCGACAUGAAUGCAGUUCUAAAAGGCUUUCCAGAGUGUCUCCAGGCAGAUAUUUGUCUCCACCUCAACAGAACUCUGUUGCAGAACUGUAAAGCGUUCAAAGGGUCUACGAAGGGCUGCCUGAGGGCCCUUGCCAUGAGGUUCAAGACCACUCACGCGCCACCCGGUGACACUCUGGUACACGCCGGGGAUCUGAUAUCAGCGUUAUACUUCAUCUCAAGAGGAUCCAUCGAGAUUGUGAGAGGGGAUGUGGUGCUCGCUAUUCUCGGAAAGAAUGAUAUCUUUGGGGAGCCAAUCAACCUUUUCGCCCUGCCGGGGAAGUCAAGUGCGGACGUGAGAGCGCUGACCUACUGCGAUCUUCACAAGAUGCACAGGGAUGACAUGCUGGAGGUUUUGGACAUGUAUCCAGAAUUUAGCGAAUAUUUCUGGUCCAAUUUGGAGAUCACCUUCAACCUCAGAGACGUGCAUAGUGAACCUGCAGGCCUGUUGACCGGAGAAGAAUCCAACUGGAAGCCCAGACUCUGCUCCACCCGUUCAGGUGAACCGCUCAGAGCUGCGAACAGGUGCAGUCCGAGUCAGCGUCAGUGUGAGAACCGUGACCGACACAAACCUGCAAUAUCUAGUCCUGGGUUCUCCAGCGAGGACGAGGCAGAAGAUUCUGAGCUGACCAGCUCAGAUCAGAAUACCACGGUGGAUUCUACAACAGCAAGAACCAGGAAAUGUCCUGGAACUGACCGCGGAGACAAAGUCUGUCAUUAUCUGACAGAUGCCCUCUCAGGAGUCGCUAACAUCUUCUCCUUCUGGGGACCGGAAGGUGGAGAAGAGCAACGAUACCAAGAGGUCCCCUGCUCCCACGGGCUAACGUCACCGCCUCCUCAGCUUCGCUUGGACCUGGCUUCGGAGGAGCCUUCCCACCGCUCCAAAGAUUCCAGCCCUCCUCCUCGUACUCUGAGCCCUGGCGUUCCUCGGACACAGCAAAAAGUGAUGGAAAACAGAUUGGAGACCAUGCAGAAACAGAUCAGCAGGUUGGAGUUCCGCGUGUCGGCAGACAUCAGGCUCGUCAUGCAGCUGCUUCAGAAGCACAUGUCAACAGUCCCGCCCCCUGACGACACGUCGCCGUCAUCGGUCCCGCCCCCUGACGACACGUCGCCGUCAUCGGUCCCGCCCCCUGACGACACGUCGCCGUCAUCGGUCCUGCCCCCCGUCCCGCCGCCCGCCACCCGCCCGACCCUCCCAGCAGCCCCAAUCUGCCCAGAAAGUGGACACGCGCAGCAGCGUUCAACGUGGAAUAUGACUUCCUGCGACCCUUUCAUCCCUUUAGCUUUGUUUUCUCCCAGAAUGCAUCACUCCACCUCUCACACACUUUUGUCCAGCUCUCCUGCAGACGUCGGUGUCAGCACACCCACUGGAGCAUCACAGGAUGAGGUCACCACAGACAGACCCACACAAGACCAAACAUGACUUCCUUCUUCUCGCCAUCGUCCUCUGAGGCUAAAGUGUCUUCAGGCAACAACAACAACAACAACAACAACAGCAACAA